UUUUAUAACGUAAUGACUGAACGGUCCCUUUAAUGGCUUUUCAUUGAUUGUAUUGGAUAUCACUUCACAAGAAAUUGAGUCCAUUUGAAGGUUAAGUGAUUUUUACCGAAACAUUGACCUCAAAGAUGACCACUAAAUGGGAUUUACCGAAACUCGAGUUGAAGGCACCGGUCAAUGUGUCACCAUUUCUUAGGUUCUGUAGAUGGAGUUUACUAUUAGCAGGAGUGGCCUAUGGAUUGAGACAUAACCAAACACUGGCGAAGAGAGAAAGAGAACAUCGGAUCCAAUUGAGAGAAAAGAAGAAGAUUUGGGACGAAGAACAGAGAAUUAUUAAACUUAAGGCUAAUAGAGAUGAAAUGUUAUAUUUAGCUGAAGAGACUAAGACACCGAUUCCCGCAAACUUUGAUCAAAUGUACCCGAAAUGAGUGUCUAUUUGGUCUCUAUAUAUUGUGGUCUUAAUGGCCACAUAUUUGACUUUUUUGUCUUGACUUGAAGUCAAUUUGUUUUUAG
This is a messenger RNA of Oppia nitens, 510 nucleotides long. It is a transcript of the gene ATPsynE, whose product is annotated as ATP synthase subunit e, mitochondrial-like. The record is from RefSeq and is a predicted model, not a curated record. Bases 126 to 425 code for a protein of 99 amino acids. Gene Ontology annotation, biological process: proton motive force-driven ATP synthesis. The transcript has 4 exons. Gene Ontology annotation, molecular function: proton transmembrane transporter activity. NCBI's taxonomy places the organism in Eukaryota, Metazoa, Arthropoda, Arachnida, Sarcoptiformes, Oppiidae.